Molecule: messenger RNA, 3489 nt
Organism: Paracoccidioides lutzii Pb01
Exons: 3
Coding region: 1-3489 (1162 amino acids)
Source: RefSeq, a predicted model, not a curated record
AUGCCUAACUCGUCUGCGGAGUCCCAAAAUGGCGCCAGUUCCCCUACUCUCUCACGCUCGGCUAGCUUUAAUCACCUACCGGCACUGGAACCCACGGAAAGCCAAUUCGAUGUGAAGAGAACGCUCUCGGAGACGAAUUUACUCCAGUCUGCUGAAAGUGUGGUGAAACUGGAUCCACAUAGCUUUGUGACAGGUAAACAAGUUUUACGCCAAUCGUCUAUCCACCUAUCGAAAGGCAGACCAAAGAAGAAGGACUCACUCCCCAUUUCGUCUCACAAUAACACAGACGUUGAAGCACGUUCUGCUCCAAUUGCGUCCUCAUCAACUUCGAGAGAGACUCGGAACUCUUCGUCUGUAGAAAAGCCUUCGAAGUCCCGCUCAGUAUCAAGCACAAUUGCGACCUUUGCUCGUAAACCAUGGAAGUCGUCUAGCUCCCCGUCUCCUGCAGCAAUUAAAGAAGCUAAGGUCGAGGAUGCAAAAUCCAAUGCUGGGAGCGGCACAUCGUCGGAAAUGGCUUCUUUAGAAAAACCAGGGGACCAGCCUGCGCCGCCCACUAAGUUGGAGAAAUCUCGUCGAAAUAGCCUCCAAGUAAAAAACAAUCGGAAAUCGGGCACCUUUGGAAUCAAGCCGAAAAAGGAGGCUCCUACCGGGACACAAAAACGCCCUUCCCUUCAAUCACUGCGGGCGAAAGUUUCAUUGGAACGGCUCACUGGGUCUCCGGCUGGGUCAAAUGAUGAUAUUCCGCCUGUUCCUCAUAAACGGACUGUUCAAUUACCCCAACUCAAGAUAGAUGCACCUCGGAAAAAGGAUCAAUUGUGGUCUGUCUUUAGAGGGCUCGACACCGAUUAUCAAAAGUUCCACUCGAAGAAUAGUUCCCUCAAGGCCAAUGUCCUCCGCUCAUCAGUACUUCCAUUCAUCUCCCGCUAUGCGAACCACCCGUCCAAUCAGACGCUCCGGCCCGAAGACCUUGAUCGACGGACAACCAUAUUGAAUAAAUGGUGGACGGGACUCCUUGAAGUACUCAAUGGGAGGACUAGUCAAUCUUUAAGUGGAGUCGAUAGACCAGUCUUCCUAGAAGCCAUAAUUGGAAUCAUGUCACGACCAGAAUGGCGGAUUCCAACCUUGCAAAAUUCAUCGUUGCCUGUUACACCUACAGUAUCCAACAAUGGAGUCCUCGUCUCAAGAUCCAACACCUCCCUUGAGUCAGCGGGGACGGACUUUCUCAUCGACUCUAUACAUCACAACAUACGGAAUAUCUUUGCUCAAAACCUCCUGUCACAAAUCUCAUAUUGCGUUGAUAAAUUGUCAAUGAGGAAAACACCAGCUAGUCUUGUAACCUUCUCUGGCAAGACUUGCGCUUAUGCCUUCUUUUUCUGUCCCGGUAUUGCAGACGUUCUCGUGCGGCUGUGGGACACCACUCCAGAUACGCUUCGAAGGGUUCUAGGUGGGUUCGGUAUGGACAGCAGCUCAAAGGCCAGGGUUGAGACGUCCGAAUAUAUCUCCUCCUUCUUCCCCGCAACGCUUCGAGCGUUAAGCUUCACGUCUCAUGCCGGCCUUGUUCGCUGUCUGCGGCAGAAGACAUCCCCACCACUUGGCGCAACUCACGUUAAUUGGUCAGGCCCAUGGGUUUCUCGUUGGUCAGGACGAGACACUGAUCUUUUCUUCGUUUUUGCCAAGCAUUUUCACAUUCUAGUCGCCGGGUUUGUACCCGCUGCAUGUGAAAGGUCGAAGUAUGUCUUCGUCCCAGGGUUAAUUUCGGUUCACGCUCAGAUAUUGACUGUUUUGGAACACACUCUCAAUAAGCAGUCAACUUCUACGUCAAUUGAAAAUCUAUAUGCAGCAACCUCUACGACUUUUGAUGACUUUUUUGAUGGAGCGGAUGCUUCAGCCUCCGCGAUAUCCCUAGGCACUGCAAACUUGCUGCGCAUCAUGUCCGAGAACCGCCUGAUCCUCCUCUUGAAGGAUAUCGUGACUGAUCGCUCCCUCGAACCGUCUAUCAAGCAAAUGUUCAUGGAGGACUUCUGCGCUACUCUGAAGGUGGCCACGAAAAAAGUUUCCCUCUUUGAUCACAACGCAUGCUUUGUCCUUUUUGACUUUGUAGAGGAGCUUGUUUCGGUUAUCCCGCCAUACUACGAGUCGACCGGCCAACCAGAUUUGCUAGAAUGGGACUUUUGGCUAGAUGUCUGCAAGAAAAUGAUGGAAAGCUACAACUCGCUUACAGAAGUGAGAGUUUUUGCUUUCAUUUACUGUAUUUGGAAUGAGAUCAAUCGGACUCAAGAGAAGAAAGAAGCGUUGUGCUUGGGGAUUCUCUUGAACGAAACUUAUUUCUAUCGAUAUUUUAAUCACUGGAGUCCGAUGGUUCGCGCUUAUUUCCAGAGGUUGUUAUGCUGGCGGCUGGCACGAUAUGAGGGGAAACCAUCCGCACUAGAUAUACGUAUAUACAAUACCUUAUUAGACAGGCUUGGUGGUGUAUGGAACUAUUUUCUAUUCUGCAAGUCAAGGGCAGAGAGGGAAUUCCAGCCGCCACUAUCAACGGCACCUUGCAGCCCAGCACCAGGGCGUCGAAUACUUAUCAUCAGGAACGACUACCAUCCCACUUCCUCCCUCUUUGUCUGUUUGGACAAUAUCAUCCCGCCUUCUGCCAACCAGCUAUCAGCGUAUACAAGACACGGAGCAUUUCCAGACAUCGAGACAAAUAAUACUCGUUCCGAGUCACCUCCCCCAGCGGGGAAGAAAAGAUGGAAAUCACUUAAAACCAUAUUUGCCGGUUCCUCCAACGCGAAACCAGGGGAAGUAACUCCAACCAGAAAUAGUUCUGACGAGUUAGAGUGCGGCAUGAGGGACGAUAUAGCGAUUGGCGAUCAUGGGCUGUUCGAAAGCGAAAAUCAACUGUUCGCUGAGAAGAACCCUCCAAAGUACACCUUCCGAUUCUCCCUCCAGUGGAACGAUCGUUCCAGAUGGCCAAGCAAGGACAGACGCCUAUCCCCGCCGACUUUACCCCUCCCCGCACAAACCUUCAUCCAAUCCCUCCGAACCCAAUACGUAAAAGCCACCGACUCAGCGUCCGAAUCCGUCUCCAACUCUCUAUCCAGCACCAUUUCAGAUGACGGAUCGGACAGCGAGAGUGGCGAGAUGAACCACCAUAUCUCAAAAUCAACCUCAACCUCAACAACCACAACAACAACCACAGCCGUUGCAACACUAUCAGCAUCAGCAACUACUACAGCCCUUGCCAAUGAUGCAGACAUGUCUAUCCCAAAACCCUCUCUGACGCUCGUCACCUCGUUUGAAGAUAGCCACUUCUCCAGCGGAGAAGAGCACAGUCAUAAUCCCCUCGCAGCAAGCAAAUAUGCCGGCCGAGCCCUGGCGGAGUGGGCGCUGGUUGUUUGCGAGUGCGAUAAUUUCUUCACACGGAGACGGGACGAAGGGGUCCCCAGCGACGAUGCGGUUGAGAUCCCGAUAUUGGGAGUGGAGAACUUCCGCAAAUAA